AGUGGGUUCACGAAGUAUAUACCUAGUGUUGUCAUCAAUUAAGUGUAUUGUAAGAUUCCUAGUAAUAAAUCAGCGCAAAGAGGAACGCUGAUAAAGCUGAUUAUAAUAUUAUUUUUGCUUGUACACACUUGCACAGUACAGGCGCUCACAGUCAAUCGUCGCGGUAUCGUCGCGUCAAUGUGUUCGAACCUCAAUUAGUACGAGCGUCAGAUUCAGUCCGCGAGACAUAAAGACAUCAUAACAGUCUACCCGUGAUCAGUGCAUACAUUAUUCCACUAAUCAUGACCUUUAAACUCCACUUUUCAAUCAAUUUAUUCACGUGAUUUUAUGCGAAAAACAUGAAGUCACUUCGUGAUUGCUGACGUGCUGUGUAAUUUAAAAAGUGUGUGGAAUUAUUAAAAAUGGAGAAAGGUAGCCGAGGCGUUGUGGAAACGGACGACAAUGAAGAAUGUCCGAAACACCCGAAAUUUUUAUGGCAGCCGUUCUUAAGGCAGUUGUACGUCUGCACUGUAUGUACGUCGAUAUAUUUCGUGUUGGGAUUAUGUUUCGGAGCACCCACCGUCUACAUACCGCAGCUGAGGAAAGAAAUGCAAGCAAACGCCACUGGGUCCCAGCUUACAGACGAUAUGGCAUCUUGGUUGUCUUCUAUUCUCGGCUAUUGCUCCAUGCCAUGGGUGAUUAUCCUACCAAUACUCACGCAUUACAUAGGAAGGAAGAUCCCCUUUCUUAUUGUAACUGUGAUGACACUAGUCAGCUUCAUCGUGUACUACUGCAGCACCAGCCCCGUACACUUGUUAGUCAGUGAGAUACUACAAGGCAUUACUCUUGCGAGUAACAUGACUGUUCUCAUAGUCAUCAUUGUUGAGUACUCCACACCUCGUUAUCGAGGAGUGUUCAUGAUGAUCGAGUCGUCUAUAUUCUUCUGGGGAGUAUGGAUAGCAAAUGUGACUGGCACCUUCAGUCAUUGGAAGAACAUUGCUAUCAUAGCUUUCGUGUGUUGCAUAUACGCAAUGACAGCCAUCAUAAUGCCCGAAUCUCCAUCAUGGCUUGCAAUGCGAGGACGUUUUGAGGAAUGCGCCAGAGCACAUCAUUGGCUAAAAGGAUACGAUCAGGAAUCAGAAGAGGAACUCGAGAAUCUCAUAAAAUCUCAAAAGGAAUAUCGCAGAAAAUGCGCAGCGCGUGUAAAUUCGACUUCCUGGUAUAAGCUAAGAAUCAUCAAAGAAACAGUUACUGCGAAAGGGUUCUAUCAGCCUCUACUGCUAUCUAUGGCUGUAAUGUCAUUGUACCACUUCUCAGGAAAAUUAGUUUGUUCAAUGUACGCCGUAGAUUUGAUCAGUCAAAUAACUUCUAGCGAGUCUGCUGCUUACACUGGAAUGCUUAUUCUGGACGCAGUAACAAUACUUGGCAUGCAGGUUGGUUGUGUUUUAUCAAAGUUAGUAAAUAGACGAACAUUGUUGUUAUCUUCGUCAGCUCUAGGAAUCACGUUUUUGUUUAUAAUUUCAUUGUAUCUGCAUUUAGUUAGUAUAAAAACCAUCGCAGAGAAUAAGAUAAUAUCCAUUGUGUUGUUGACAUCGUUCUCAGUGGCCAUUACUUGUGGACCGAUGAUAAUGCCGUCCACUAUCUUCGGUGAGCUAAUAUUUUUGAGGUACAAAAGUUCAUCGUUGCUUAUACUUACAUUGUUUUCUGAACUACUAAUGGCAACGGUACUUAAACUGUCACCGCAUAUAUUUAAAGCGCUCACAUUGCAAGGCGCUUUCUUGUUCUACGGCAUAUCAGCUUCCAUUUUUGCAUUUAUUUUGUACAAAUAUUUACCUGAAACCAAAGAUAAAACCCUGCAAGAAAUUGAGAAUUAUUUCAGAGAGUCCCAUGAAAUGGCUGAGGAUUCCGCUAAAGCGUUUAUUAAUGAGAAACCGGAUAAUUAUGACACUCAGAAAUGUUAGAAGAUUUUUAUGUUUUCGUAAUUAUAUUUAAUGGCAUUUACUGUGUAAAUAAUAAAAUGUAAUUUAAGUAGGUAUAAUUAAAAUGUUUACAUUGUUUCCU
Molecule: messenger RNA, 2040 nt
Organism: Spodoptera littoralis (African cotton leafworm)
Lineage: Eukaryota; Metazoa; Arthropoda; Insecta; Lepidoptera; Noctuidae
Source: the annotation of a GenBank genome assembly